AUACCGUACGCUCGAUGGGACCACGACAUGUACUACGAGGAGCACGCCCACGACGGAGAGACCACUUACACCAUGCACGGCGCCUUCGUCUCGGACACUUGCCUGGUGUGCUUCGACAACCACCGCUUCUCGAUCGACGAGCAGGACGCCAAGCUGGUGGGCCCCGGCCAGCGCAUCGUCCUGGAGGUCGGCUACGAUGCGUUGGUGGGCGCCGGGUACAGCCGAAGCUCUCUGCGGGGCGCAAACUGUGGAGUGUUCCUCGGGGACUCGGGGAACGAGUGGCCGUACAUCCUCGCCGACUCGGGGCUCGGCUGCCCGAGCGACACUG
Molecule: messenger RNA, 328 nt
Organism: Prorocentrum cordatum
Lineage: Eukaryota; Dinophyceae; Prorocentrales; Prorocentraceae
Source: the annotation of a GenBank genome assembly